This is a messenger RNA of Coregonus sp. 'balchen', 2640 nucleotides long. The record is from the annotation of a GenBank genome assembly. NCBI's taxonomy places the organism in Eukaryota, Metazoa, Chordata, Actinopteri, Salmoniformes, Salmonidae.
AUUUUUUUUGGUUAAUGGUCUGUGGUGGUAGGCAACGGAUUUGAUUUUGAUAAACCACUAAAAUGUCUUCUAAACCCACUUGUCUAAUUGUGGCCAGUGCAGCUGCACAAGGUAGGCGUUAACUACUGAAUGCGUUGACAUAUUAUUAACAUUUCACUUUAUCCACUUCUGUCGAUAUGAGCGCCUCAAACUGGCGCUGCUGACUGUAGGUGUAUGUCAUGUGACGGACACAAUGCGUCUUCAUAUUUGAACUAACUUGAUAGCUACUGUACCCAUAUUAGUCAUGUUUUACAGUAUCUUUUCUGUUUCAAAAAUGGCAAUAUUAAUAAUUUAUAGCUGUGCUUAUAUCUUAUCCCGGCUUGUUUGUUUGACACAUAAUCAUUAUCAUAUCGUACAAUCAUCACCAUGAAUGGCUUAUCAUGCUGCUGCUUUAGUGGCUAGCCUACUGUGUGUCAAUUCUCUCUUCUCUCAACAGGAGUGUCUGCUCGGUCGUUCCAUCAAGCCUUCUGUCUCUGCAGUUCGGUGUUCAACCUGCAGACGGCGACACCAGGGGUGAGACACACACGGAGACGCACACACCGAAAAAACACAGACCCACAAACACACACCGAAAAACACAGACCCACAAACAGACAAACACACACCGAAAAACACACACACGAUGUUGGUGUCUUUUUGUUAUUUCCAGGGGAAGCCCAUAGAUUUUGUCGGGGUGGAUGAAACCACAGCCAGAUGGGUACAAGACUUCAGCCAAAAGUCUUUUGCAACCCCAGCCAAGUUGGAGUCAAUAGAUGGUAAGAUCCACUUAUGAUUACAUGCGGCAGGUAGCUUAAUUUUUAAGAGCGUUGUGCCAGUAACCGAAAGGUCGCUGGUUCUAAUCCCCGAGCCGACUAGGUGAAAAAUCUGUCGAUGUGCCCUUGAGCAAGGCACUUAACCCUAAUUGCUCCUGUAAGUCGCUCUGGAUAAGAGCAUCUGCUAAAUGACUAAACAUGUUAAAAAGUAUGUAGCCUUUGUAUACUUCUUAGCCUCGUCCAAAAUGUGUUAGUUGUUAGACAGUAAUUCAGCGGUCAAUUCUUUUGACUGUUAAGAUCAUUACAAAUGGAAAUAAUUGGCAUAAUACUUUGCCGACGGUCACGUGAUGAUGUCAUGACCGUCACUCUAUUCCAGGUGCUCGGUACCAAGCUCUGCUGAUUCCAGACUGUCCUGGGGCUCUCACUGACCUGGCGCACAGUGGCUCUCUGGCACGUAUCCUCGCACACUUCACCUCACAGCAGAGUUAGUACCCUGUGCUCCAUCCCCCUAGUCUCUAGUGUAGCUCUCUAUAGGGCAGAUCCCCCUAACCCAGAUCAGGUCUUUAUUCAAUCCGCUAAAGCCCAAUACAAAUGUAAAAGGUAAUGUUCCUGCAUUCAUGGUAAACGCUGCAUGUGUCGGCUGAAGAGGAAAUGACCUUAACAUUUCUAUCACAGUCUGCAACACUUCAGCCAUCCAGCUAAAUCUUGGGACUCAAAACGUUUAGAAACUAAUAUUGUCAAACAUUGUCGCGUGGUUUGUGAGACGUUGUUUUGCAUGACACUACCAUGUCUGUACCUACCAGAGCCGGUGUGCGCUGUGGGACAAGGUGUAUCUGGUCUGUGCUGCGCCGUAGUAGAGGGACAGAGGUGGAUCUUCUCUGGCUACAGUCUCACAGGGGUUAGUGUCUCUUUAAGGGGGGGAAAUACCUCCACAUUCCAAAUCCAUAAAAGCCAAUGAUAUACCCGAUUAGCUUUAAAAGAUAUGGUUACUCGUUUUAUACAACUCCCAGUCUCCCGGUUGUGUUAUUUCCCAGCCGUCUGUAUUUGAGCUGGUGAGGAGCCCAGACUUUGCCAACCUGCCUCUGAUCGUGGAGGACUUUGUCAAGGACAGCGGAGGAUCAUACACCGGUGAGUGUGGGAGAUAACUAGUAUUGUUGUUCCAGGAGGUCAACAUUACAGCACAGUGUUGUUGUUGUUUCAGGAGAUCUACAUUGCAGAGGAGUUGCUCAAAUGAUCAAUAAGUAGGGUUGCAAAAUUCCGGUAACUUUCCAAAAAAUCAGGGUUGGAAGAGUCCCAGAAUCAGGAUGGAAUAAGCAAUACAAUCCAGAAUACCACAACCAGGAUUUCUGGAAAACCUGUUUUUUGGUGGGGAAAGUUAGUGGAAUUUUGCGACCCUAUCAGUAAAUCAUAUUGAUUGGUUUCCUGCCAUGUUCAACACUACUUCAGAAUGUACAGAGAUCUGAUUGGUCUCAGGUCUCUACACAUGAGGAAGUAGUGUUGAACACCGCAGGAAGCCAGGAACCCAAUCAAUAGGACUCUGAUGUGGAUGUUAGUGUUGUGUGUAACCUGACGUAUUUCCAUAUCGCUGUUCUUUUCCAGCUAGUCAGGAGGAUGCCAUGCAUGUAGUGAUCGACAGACACCUGGUGACCGGACAGAACAUACAGUCUACGUCAGUCGCUGUCAAUAACCUCAUCAUGCUCUGUAAUGGAAAGUAACAUGUCUUCUGUUCUGCUACGUAGGGACCAAGCUAACAAGCCUUGGCCGGGAUUCAAUCCGAUCGUGCUUUGUCGGCUAUGUGCCACUUAAAGGUAAUCUGCCAUUGAAUCAACAUAUGCAGCAUUUACCAUGA